This is a messenger RNA of Peromyscus californicus insignis, 5311 nucleotides long. It is a transcript of the gene Kcnj15, whose product is annotated as potassium inwardly rectifying channel subfamily J member 15. Gene Ontology annotation, molecular function: inward rectifier potassium channel activity. Gene Ontology annotation, biological process: regulation of monoatomic ion transmembrane transport; potassium ion import across plasma membrane. Bases 1516 to 2643 code for a protein of 375 amino acids. NCBI's taxonomy places the organism in Eukaryota, Metazoa, Chordata, Mammalia, Rodentia, Cricetidae. The record is from RefSeq and is a predicted model, not a curated record. Gene Ontology annotation, cellular component: plasma membrane. The transcript has 3 exons.
UUGUCUGGAGGAUUAAGAGAGAAUUAAGAGAGAUAUUUCCAUAUCUAACUUGUGGAAAACUAUUGAUGUCUUAACAGGAGAUAAGCCCUGUGGACUGCAGAACCACUAAGAAAAAGAUCAAAGGCUACGGCAUUAAAAUGUAUAAAAUGAGAGUACAAGAAGCGAUUUCUUUUUUAAAUGUUAAUUGUGUAUUUAAUGUGUAUGUGUGAGUUUGUGUGCACCACUGUGCAUGCAGUGCCCAUGGAGGCCAGAAGAGGGGAUCCAACCCCCUGAAACUGGAGUUACAGAUGACUGUGAGCUGCCCUGUGGGUGCAGAGAAUCAAACCUGGGUCUUCUGAAAUAGUAGCAAGUGCUCCAAACCACUGAACCAUCUCUCUAGCCCCAAGAAGCACACUUCUUCAAAGGAGGCUGCAGAACCGCAGAUAAAGGAAAUCAAGUGCAUGUUGUGAAAUGUAAACGCCAGUGAAGCAGACAGCUAAACCGAUGAGCACCAAGCAGAUUACCAGUCUUAGCAGAGCAAGGAGCAAGGGGCUGUCCUGCAACCAAGCAGUGGACACACUGAGAUCCGGUCUGUGUGAGGCUGAGGGAGCUGACAGGAGAGAACAUAUUAACUAUAAACCAGUAACUAUGUAAAUAACGACUGAACAUGUGUACAUGUGUACCUGAGUGGGGUGUAAAGACUGAUAGAAAAAAAAGCAUAAUAGGCAAGGUGGGUAAAUGGAGGACGUAGGCAGUAGCCAGGUGGUAGGUGAAAUGUAGACAGACAGUAGAUUAAUAGGUUAUUUGAUAGAUGCUGUUGCAUAAGUUAUAGAUUGAUGAUAGGUAGUGGAUAAAAGAUAGCAAAAUGAUAGGUGAUUGAUAACCAGUGGAUAAAUGAUUGGCAAAUCACACACACACACACACACAGUAUUUCAGAAAAGAAUAAUGCAGAAGCACUUCGAGUUGGGUUUAGACCGGAUCACAUAGAACAGAGGAGAAAGGGGGAUUUGGUGCAUUGGGAAGAACACUGGUGUGUCUUCCACAGGCUUGGCGCCUGCUUCCUCUCUAGCGCAGCUCACUCUGUCAUUCCCUGAGAUGGUGUCACAGUCCUUUUUACCUAACUCUCUCUGAGUCAACAGGAGCAGUGUAUUCGGCGGCGGUGGGACUAUUCUGGACUCUUCCCCUCCAGUGUGUGCUGUUUACUUCCUCCACGCUUCCCCUUCCUGCCUCCUGCUCAGAUCACUGUGGCCCGGGUGGGGGUGGGUUGACCCUUUCUCUCCAGCGCCUUUUGCCAAUGAGCUCCCUCCAGGGGCUGGAUUCCCAGCAAGGGCUGUGGUGGUAACAACGGUUUCAUUCUUGAAAAAUUUGGGCCAUUUAGCCUGUACUGGGCACUUGGCCAGAUGGCCAGGGAUUCAAAGGCCAUAGCAGAGGCCCAUGGUAGCCAGGUGGGUGAAGGGGAGCGAGGACGUGCCACUUGCCCUGCAGAAGAUUCCUGACCUACAGAGUGACUGACCAGGUGGUCCAAGGAGCCUGGAAAUGGACGCCAUUCACAUCGGCAUGUCCAGUUCCCCACUGGUGAAACACACCAAUGGAGUUGGACUCAAGGCCCACAGACCUCGCGUCAUGUCUAAGAGUGGACACAGCAAUGUGAGAAUCGACAAAGUAGACGGCAUCUAUCUGCUCUAUCUUCAGGACCUGUGGACAACAGUCAUUGACAUGAAGUGGCGAUACAAACUCACCCUGUUCGCUGCCACCUUCGUGAUGACCUGGUUUCUGUUUGGAGUGGUCUACUAUGCCAUAGCUUUUAUUCACGGUGACUUAGAACUUGGGGAGUCCAAUUCUAAUCACACACCCUGCAUCAUGAAAGUGGAUUCUCUCACAGGAGCAUUCCUCUUUUCCCUGGAAUCCCAGACAACCAUUGGCUAUGGGGUCCGUUCCAUCACAGAGGAGUGUCCUCAUGCCAUUUUCCUCUUGGUUGCCCAACUGGUCAUCACCACCUUGAUCGAGAUCUUCAUCACGGGGACCUUCUUGGCCAAAAUCGCAAGACCCAAAAAGCGAGCCGAGACCAUCAAGUUCAGCCACUGUGCCGUCAUCAGCAAGCAGAACGGGAAGUUGUGCUUGGUCAUCCAGGUGGCCAACAUGAGGAAAAGUCUCUUGAUCCAGUGCCAGCUCUCGGGAAAACUAUUGCAGACACACGUUACCAAAGAGGGAGAGCGCAUCCUCCUCAACCAGGCCACCGUCAAGUUCCACGUGGACUCCUCUUCCGAGAGCCCUUUUCUCAUUCUGCCCAUGACCUUCUACCACGUGCUGGACGAGACGAGCCCCCUGCGGGACCUCACACCCCAGAACCUAAAGGAAAAGGAGUUCGAGCUGGUGGUGCUCCUCAAUGCCACUGUGGAGUCCACCAGUGCCGUCUGCCAAAGCCGAACGUCCUACAUCCCCGAGGAGAUCUACUGGGGCUUUGAGUUUGUGCCUGUGGUUUCUCUCUCCAAAAAUGGGAAGUACGUGGCUGACUUCAGUCAGUUUGAGCAGAUCCGGAAGAGCCCGGAUUGCACCUUCUACUGUGCGGAUUCUGAAAAGCAGAAGCUGGAAGAGCAAUACAGGCAGGAGGACCAGAGGGAGCGUGAGCUCAGGAGCCUCCUGUUACAGCAGAGCAAUGUCUGACCCCGGCCGGCCUCUGGGAAGCCCCAGAGCCGCUCCUGACCAGGGCUCCCCGCAAAAGCUAUGGCCGCUGUGCACAUGGGAGGGUGGACCCGAGACCAAACCACACAGAUGUUCAUGACCCAUCUUUCUCUUUGUUCUGGUGGCUGAACAAGCAUCUCUCAAUAUAAAAGGAUUUCUUCAGAGGCCCUGGUCAGAGGUGAACACUCAAAUUCAGAUUCCCCCCCCCCAAAAUGGAAUUAUAUAUGGAAGGAGUGAGUGUAGAAGAUGGGGAGAAUACCUGUCCCGGCGACAGACAUGCAGCAAUGUUGAUAGCGAAUGGAAUGUAUGUCUGUAGAAGAACAUCAGCCUAUAAUUCAAAGUAUUUAUUUAACCCACCUGUCAAGGGCAUCAUCAGCGGCUGAUUCUGAGGCAUGAUUCGUUAUCGGCUUGUAUCACUGCUGAAGAGCCUGCUCCUUCUCGUGCUCAAGUGUGUAAGUUACACCUGCAGUGACGGCCGUCUGGGAAGGACCGGACACUGCUGGGGAGCAGGGACUUCGAAAAAUACAGUCAUUUGGUUUUUACAUUUUUUUUCAGUGGAUUGAUUGUGUGGAGUGGAAGUAGUCAAAUCAGGAUUUAAGAGUUCUGAGCAUAUGUCCACAUCUGGAUUCUGUUGUCCCUGUCAUUUUCGGGGGAAGCAUGCACUAGCCUCUUUUUCCUUCCAAAUGCCCCUCACAGACAAGCCAGACAGCACCAUUUAGCGACAUGCUGGCAAUACACGCAAUCAGGUCUGGCCAGGCUUACGGAACAUCAGUAUUGUAAGCUCUGCUCUGAGUAAUAGUGUCAAUGUCGUUGUUCUAGAACCACACAGAAAAAUGGCCGCGUGGGUUCCAUGCCCUUACGGCCUCCAGAUCUGCCCGUCAGUCAGUGCUGUUAAUCCAUGUGUCUCUCAGACAUUUCAGUUUCCCCUGUGAACAUACCUUGGCCACAGAGAAAUUGCACAAAAUUACUGAUGUCUUAAGAACGGAGCAGCUCCCUGAGAGCUGUGAUUGUCACAGCCACGAUAAGUACGUGACUUGAUGAUUAUAGUCACCACAAAAGAAAAUUGAAGCUGUGUCACCGUGUAGGACGUCAGCACAGAUGCUGCAGCCCGUGAGGCUGGGUGACAGCAGGAAGAGCAGCGGAGGGAGGGGCGUCUGUAAGCAAGAGGACCCCUUGUGCAAGAGCCCAAGCACAUGCUUGGUGUCCAGACACACCUCAUACAGCUCAGUGUUACAGGGGGAACAUUUCCCUCUAAAAAAACUAGAGUUUAAGGUCUGCAUUUUGGGGGAAAGAGAAUAAAUGGCCAGAAACAGCUAAAUACGUAAAAGUUGUGUGUGCUCCUUUUAUUCAAAUCAGGACAAACUGUAAAUUCACUCAAGUGCCAUGUGACCAUGAAUGUGCAGGCAACACACACACACACACACACACACACACACACACACACACACACACACACAGUGUGCGUGUGUUAUCUUCAAUCAUUCAAAAGUAUUUUUUCUGUUCUUGAUUUCAUGGCAGGCUAUUUUAGGUUGCCUCUCUUCAAAAACUGUUGGGUGCUUGCCUGUUUAGAUACUAGUGCCUCUAGCUACUAAUCCUGUGUAUUUGGGUUGUAUAUUAUAGCAGAAUCAAUGGGAAAAAUCACGUCACAGAGUUGUUUGUGGUGACUUUUCUAUUGCAUUAUGAAAUCCUUCAUACAAAAUCUACCUUGGUGCCCAUCUGAAUCUGAUUGAUACCAGUAACUCAGCUCGCUUCUGCUGUAUACGGUACAAUGGUGACAUGUCAGACUCCAUCAUCUUUGUAUAAUCACUGGGGAUAUUAUUUUCAGCCAGAUUUGGAAUAUCUGAAUAUUUGAUUUAUUUUCAAUACACACAAAUAUAUGUAAUGCCUUCAAAACCAAUGUAUGGGACAGGUGUGCUGGCACAUGCUUGUAAUCCCAGCACUUGGGAAGUGGAGGUACAAGGAUCAAGAAUUCAAGGCCAGCCUUGAUGACAUAAUGCCUCCACUACAUGAGUUCCUCUAUAUAAAAAACAAAAGUACAAUAAAUCAUAUUGUAACAUAAUAUUUAGUAAGUAGUUCUAUAGUUGACUGAUUUGAAACUUAACAUUUUCCAGAAUCUCUUAGCUAGUAUUACUUUGAAUCACAUGUUCUCAUGUUAAUAUGCUAACAAAAGAGUUAAGUGGUGGAUGUUAUCUAGGCAGGCUUCUGAUGGAAACAGACUCAUAAGAGUCAUCAAAACAAUGGAGUGCUUAACCUAAAGAAAGCUUUGUGAUUUUCAGAAACCCAAUGCAUCAACCUUCUCAGUGGCUGUUCAAAUGUGCUUCAUUUUGGAGGCCACAGGGCCAAGAGCAGCAGAUCAGUGUAUACCACAAGCCACUGAUUCUGCUUGCUGUCUGUGACCCCAGACACCGGAGGAGAGAUGCACCCUUUGACCCACACAAUGAGCCGCCUUGGGUUGGAGUUGGGAGCUAAACAUUGUUUCUCUUUUUUCUUUUUAUUCAUGGGGAAAUUAAUAGCACAGUUUUUGAAUAUCUAAAAUAAAUGCAUAAUGGUAAGAAAAAUAAUAAUAUUCAUUAGUGGACCAAAUAUUUAGAUAAAUGUAAACACCCAUUUUGUUUGAUCUUUAUUUGAAUUAAAUUUCUACUUUGAAUUG